Molecule: messenger RNA, 5517 nt
Organism: Drosophila novamexicana
Lineage: Eukaryota; Metazoa; Arthropoda; Insecta; Diptera; Drosophilidae
Product: diacylglycerol kinase theta
Exons: 17
Coding region: 475-5190 (1571 amino acids)
Biological process (GO): diacylglycerol metabolic process; lipid phosphorylation; intracellular signal transduction
Molecular function (GO): ATP-dependent diacylglycerol kinase activity; nucleic acid binding
Source: RefSeq, a predicted model, not a curated record
GGUGGAGGAGGAGGAGUAGGAGGUGCAUUCUACACAGCACACGCCCACUUUUGUACGCCCAAAUUGCCGCAAACGCUGCCGCUGGCCAGCUCAAGCCGAAGCCCAAGCACUCUGCCACUGCCUCAGCUGGCUGCGGCUUAGUACGCACCAGUUUCUACAGUUAGUUGGCUUGCCAAAAUUCAUUCUAAAGGAGCUCAAUUAAGCACCACAGCCCAUCGCACAAGCAACAAGCAACAACAACACCAAAUAAAGCACAAACGCUUCAACAACAACAUCUACAAUAACAACAACUACAACAACAAUAACAUAAUAACAAUAGACAGCACACAAAGUCUCGUGCCAAUUGAAACCGCAACACAACAAACCAACAACAACAACAACAACAACAACAACUACAACUACAAGAACAACAACGCCAACAACUUUAAACGGAGCUUUUCGAACGGCGCCCGGCAGCUGUAGCUCUAACGGUAGAUGACAAACAAAAUGGCGGAUGGUGGGCAUUCAUUUGUGAAGAAGACAUUUCAUAAGCCAACUUAUUGUCACCACUGCUCGGAUCUACUGUGGGGCCUCAUACAGCAGGGCUACAUAUGCGAGGUUUGCAACUUUAUCAUACACGAGCGAUGUGUCAGCAGCGUGGUAACGCCCUGUUCCGGUAUUGCGCCAUGCAUUAUAAAGAAUCCUGUCGCCCAUUGUUGGUCGGAGCCAACCCAUCACAAGAGAAAAUUCUGCACCGUUUGCCGUAAGAGAUUGGAUGAAACGCCAGCGGUGCAUUGUUUAGUCUGCGAAUAUUUCGCACAUACCGAGUGCCAAGAUUUUGCUGUGCCCGAUUGCACCGAGAAUGCAACAUACGUGCCUGGCAAGGAAUUGCUUAAUGUGCGGCAUCAACAUCAUUGGCGAGAGGGAAAUCUUCCAUCAACGUCCAAAUGCGCUUACUGCAAAAAGACCUGUUGGUCCUCGGAAUGCCUAACAGGCUAUCGGUGCGAGUGGUGUGGCAUGACCACGCACGCCGGAUGUCGCAUGUACCUGCCAACCGAAUGUAAUUUUGGUAUAUUACAACCUAUCUACUUACCUCCGCAUUCAGUUUCGAUACCACGUACUGAGGUGCCAAUCGAGGCGAUUAUUGGCGUCCAAGUCAAAUCCAAGACGUCGCUCGUGCGCGACUAUUCGUGUCCCAGCCCGGAGCUCGGUGCAGAGGCCGCGGCUGGUCAAGUUGGUGCGUCCGGUUUGUGUCUCAAGGAGCUCCUGGAGCUCCAUAGACAGCGACUCGAGCAAUCGAAACAACAUUUUUUACUUUCAACGCCGCCCACGCCCACCUCCUGUGGCUCCAUGUCGCUCUGUGUCUCACCCACGCCCUCGCUGACAGUGGGCGAGUCGAGCAACUACCAGGAUCAGGAUCAAGAGGAGCAGCCGGAUGCCGAGGAGGAUGAUUACGAUCAGCAGUGCAAUACGACGGAGCAUGACAGCGCCCUGCAGCUAACCACGGCCUCCAGCAAUUUGGCCACAGGUCCCUUGCAGAAGUCGCCCUCGGCCAACUCCUCGCUGCACCUGAUCUACACGAGCCUAUUUCGUAAGCUGGGCCAUGGCCAGGGGCGACGACGUCGCCGGCGCGGCGCCUCCAACAGCGAGCAGGAGGAGGAGGAGGAGGAGGAGGACGACGAUGUGAAUGUGGAUGGCGGUGUCUGUGAUAUAAGUGGCGGCGAUCUGAGUGACGAUUACGAUCACUGCGAUGUGCUGUUGCGGAAGCGCUGCACGCGUCGGUCGCCGCGCGAUGUCAGCGAGACGGAUUACCAUGGCGACGUGGAGCUGGAGACGGCGCCGCGGGAGAGCUGCUACGAGACGUCCGACACGGGCGGCGAGCUGACAAACACCGAGGAUCUCGACUCCAGCAUGAAUCUGAUCAGCAACCUUAGCUAUAAUAGUAGUAAUAGUAACACCUCCAACACCUCCGAGCAGCGCCAGAUUCAGGCGCGUUCCACUGCCACAGCCGCAGCCGCAGCUGCUGCCGCCGCCAGGGGUGUGGUCAUCGCCCCAGGACCAAUCCCUGCCUUAAGCGCGCUCGCUGGCCGCAACCUAAAGACUGGUGCUCUCCUGAAAGCCAAGCCCAAGCUCAAGCCCAAGCCCAUACUCAGUGCGCCCAAGCACAAGGGCGGCUCCGUGAGCUCUCCCAAUUCCAGCGACUGCUCCUCGGCAUCGCCCGCGCCCGCGCCCGAGCCCGCCUCGUCGCUCCUACAGCUGUCACCGGUGGGACGCAGCAAAUCGUUUCAGGAGCCGGGCGUUGCCCGCUACAAAAAGUACGGACGCGGCCUGUUCCAGCGUCGUCGAUCGAAGCGCUCGCCCAAAGGCGGCGCCAAGAGCAACUACAGCCUGGACAGGCUGUCGCAGAAUAUCGAGAUAACCAUACAGGAUGAGGAUGGCAACUAUCAGCCAUACGAUGACAACUAUCACACACUCUCCGCGGCACGCCUGCCGCUCGACACGGAUGCCGAUGUCUACGACGAUGUCGAGUACGAGGAUCUGUAUCUGGACGAUCGGCCGCACAGCGCGGGCGAUGACAUUGCUGGCGAUAUCAGCGAUGGCGCCACCAGCAGUCGAUCCCGCGCCAGCGACGCGGAUGCCCAGGGACAGGGUCACGUGCUCGAUCGGCUGCUGCGGCGCGUCCGCGGCCUGUCCGCCGGCUGGCGCAAGCCGCGCUACCAGAAGCGCAGAGCACGCAGUAUAUCGGAGGAAUUUAGCAGCGGGGAUGCACCACGUUUCAAGGACGAGGAGUCGCUGGGCAAGGCAGAGUCCUCGCACGGCGCGAACACGGCAGGCGGCGGCGGCGGCAGCAGUGGAGGAGGGGGAGCAGGUGCUUCUAGCGGCGGCGGCACAGGUGGCUCGUCCACAUACUAUCGCCCCGACGCCACGGGGCACAAGUCCGACAAGUCGGAGAAGGACCGCGAGAAGAAGGAAAAGGAGCGCGAGGAGAAGGACAUAGAGAUGAUCAAGGUCUUUGACGGCAACAACUCAUUCCGGCGCCAGCAGUACCGUGCGAUCAUCGUACAGCGUACCUAUACGCUGGAACAAUUACUGACAACCGCCUUGCGGGCGUUUCACAUAACGCGCGAUCCGCAGGCGUUCUAUUUGACCGAUCUGUAUGCGGCCACUGGCAUGGAGGAUGCAGCGCUGCAGGAUCCGACUCCGGUGUUGAAUCUAACACACUUGGAGGGCAAGCGACCGGCCAUGUUUCUCAGGUUUCAGGACAAGGACAGGGGACAUGUGCGCGUGUAUCCCGGCAAAUUGCAAUGCUCACUGGAAGAUCCCUAUGUCAAUGUGCCUGUCGAUAAUACAACAGUUAUCAAGGACUUGAUACGAGACGCACUCGACAAAUUCGGUCUACAAGAUAACCAGAUACAGGACUAUAGAUGCUCGGAGGUGCUGCUCGAUCGCGGCGUUACCGAGCGCAUACUCUCGUGGAACGAACGUCCGUGGGAUAUUAUGAAGCAGCUGGGCAAGGAUUCCAUUCGUCAAAUGGAACUGAUGCGCUUCUACAUGCAGCACAAGCAGGAUCCCCACGGGCCGAACAUUGCGCUCUUUGUGGGCAACCUGCCCACAGGACUAUCGCAGCGCAACUACGAGCAGAUCCUAAGCAAAUAUGUGACCGAUGAGAAUAAGUUCAUCAGCAUUGGGCCCAUCUACUAUGAGUACGGCUCGGUUGUGCUCACAUUCGAGGAUUCUCAAAAGGCGGUUCGUGCUUUCUACAACCUACGCGAGACGAUCAUCGAGGACAAGAAACUGUUGGUCCUGCUCUUGCCGAAUAUUGAGCCCAGCAUGGUGCCCUCGGAUGUCAGGCCCCUGCUGGUCUUUGUAAAUGUCAAAUCCGGCGGCUGUCAGGGCCUCGAACUAAUAUCGAGCUUUAGGAAACUACUGAAUCCGUAUCAGGUCUUUGACCUGGACAACGGAGGUCCGCUGCCAGGGCUGUACGUGUUCCGGCAGAUCACGAACUACAAGAUCUUGGUGUGCGGCGGCGAUGGCACCAUCGGCUGGGUGUUGCAGUGCCUGGACAAUGUUGGCCAGGACUCGGAAUGCUCUAGUCCACCGUGCGCUAUUGUACCCCUAGGUACAGGCAACGAUCUGGCGCGGGUUUUAUGCUGGGGUUCCGGCUACACCGGUGGCGAGGAUCCGCUCAAUAUGCUGCGCGAUGUCAUUGAGGCCGAGGAGAUACGCUUGGAUCGUUGGACAGUCGUCUUUCAUCCGGAAGACAAGCCCGAAGAGCCGGCCAUGAAGGCGCCCUCACAAACAACGGGUAAGAAGAAGAAGGCUCACCAAGCACAUCUAUCGCAACAAACAAAUCAGCAUCAUCAAUUACCGGCUCUGACAUCGAGUGAUAUAUCAGGUGGCGCCCAGAAUGAGGACAACUCGCAGAUAUUUGUGAUGAACAACUAUUUUGGCAUUGGCAUCGAUGCCGAUCUGUGUCUGGACUUUCACAAUGCCCGGGAGGAGAAUCCCAAUCAGUUCAAUUCUCGGCUGCGCAACAAGGGCUACUAUGUUAAAAUGGGAUUACGCAAGAUUGUGGGUCGCAAAACGGUCAAGGAUUUGCAGAAGGAGCUGCGCCUAGAGGUCGACGGCAAGGUGGUCGAGCUGCCACCCGUCGAUGGCAUCAUCAUAUUAAAUAUAUUGAGCUGGGGCAGCGGCGCGAAUCCCUGGGGUCCGGACAAGGAUGAUCAGUUCAGCACGCCCAAUCACUACGAUGGCAUGUUGGAGGUUGUGGGCGUGACGGGCGUCGUGCAUCUGGGCCAGAUACAGUCCGGCAUACGCACGGCCAUGCGCAUUGCACAGGGUGGUCACAUCAAAAUACAUUUGAACACCGACAUGCCGGUGCAGGUGGACGGCGAGCCUUGGAUUCAGAGUCCCGGCGACGUGGUCGUCCUCAAGUCCGCGCUCAAGGCCACCAUGCUGAAGAAAACGAAGAGCAAACGACGCCUGACGGAGCCGCAUAUCUCGCCGGCGGUGCUCAGCCUCUCGCUCGCGGGCAGCACCUCGGCCAUGCAAUCUGUGCCGCAGCAGUCGCAGCUACAACAACAGCAGCAGCAGCAGCAGCAGCAGCAGCAGCUACAACAACAGCAGCAACAGCAGCAGCAGCAGCAACAGCUCGAGAAUGGCGACAAGGAUAUUUCGGUGCCGCCCUCGCUGCACCUGGGCAGCUCCUAGAGUCUAGCCUCAGCAUAUACGUCCGGUCUGCGUUAUUGGUUCUCCUGUUUUUUUCCGUAGUAGGCCGCAUUCAAAAAUACACUAUACUACAUACAUAGAGACAGCAAACGGCAGGAUAAGCAAGCUGAUUUAAACUGAAAGUCAAGCAAAUGCAUUAGCACAAAGCCAUCCAAGCAAAAUUUGCAACAAAUUAGAACAGAACUUUGAUGCAAGCUCGUUAACUUGUUGUAGUAUAUAUUCCGGCUAAUUAGCCAGCCGCUGGCCAACAUUAAGAGCUGUAAACGCGGCUUACAAAACUUAAACUAGCUGCACACACACACACACACA